Messenger RNA from Gossypium raimondii (Peruvian cotton), 2990 nucleotides. Its product is annotated as pentatricopeptide repeat-containing protein At5g66520. The transcript has a single exon. The record is from RefSeq and is a predicted model, not a curated record. Gene Ontology annotation, molecular function: protein binding; RNA binding; zinc ion binding. Lineage: Eukaryota; Viridiplantae; Streptophyta; Magnoliopsida; Malvales; Malvaceae. Bases 936 to 2828 code for a protein of 630 amino acids. Gene Ontology annotation, biological process: RNA modification.
AGAGUGCCAUUAAAGUUUAGAAGGAACAUUUUGGAUUGAGACAUUUGUAGUGAUAAAAGACUUUAUAGUAAGUCGACAGUAGUUUCGAGUUCAAUAUCUAAACAAUUUUUAUCCCUUUCUCUUUGUUAAAAAAACUCAAACUCUGUUUAAAUGUAUUGAUACAAAAUCUUAAAAUUGUUUUGAUAUUUGAGAUUUGGUAUCGUGGAGGGGAGGUCGAGUCAGUCUAAAUGGGCUUGUGAAGUGUCAUAUGUUGGGAAUCGAUAAAUCGUUUAAUGUGUCGUUGGUGGAUGUUUCAUCUUUUAAUUUUACAGAGAAUUUGAGUGCUUGAGAAAGCACGAAUUAGAAAGGUUGUAACUUCACAGAGCAAGAGCGCCUUGUUUAAUUUUACAGAGAAUUUGAGUGCUUGAGAAAGCACGAAUUAGAAAGGUUGUAACUUUAUAGAGCAAGAGUGCCUUGUUGAGUGCUUGAGAAGACGGACCAUGCAACACCGAUUAAUAGUGUUCUUAGUGGGAUUUUGUUUUCUAAUUUUGCCUUCUAGUGGGAUUUUGUUUCUUUAACUUUGCCGAGAACUUGAGAAAGCACGACCUGAAGAGUUAGCAUAUGUUCAAAUCUCGUAAAGAGAAAUUAUUGAGAUUUUUUUAGUGAGUAAUCGUAGGCACACACGCAUGGUCCAUCUUCUCAUAUACGUGAUGAUGUUUUUUUUAAUAAACUAGCACCUCUUCAAGUUGCACAUUUUCAUUUAGUAAAGUCAAGAGAUAAAACCCGGUCAAGGACGAUAGCCGAAAUGUUAAGGGAACUUUGCCAAUCUCUUGCCUUAGCCUUACCCUUUGAUGGUGGCCACCAAUUGUUGCUACAUUUCUUUCAGAUAAUAUUCAACAGCACUGCCACUUCAAGUUGGGUACUGCAGGCUAAUUAAAUCAAGUUUUUAAUGAGAAAUGAGCUCGUUGCAGACCCUUUUGGCUCCUUCACUUUCCAUUUCUUUCUCAUCAUCGAACUCAAAGCCCCGUUAUUCACCUCUCGAAUCCCUAGAAACAUGCUCUUCCUUGGCCCAACUCAAGCAAAAUCAUGCCCACCUCACCAAACUCGGCCUUUCCUCCGAUAACGAUGCCAUGGGUCGCCUCAUCAAGUUUUGUGCUUUGUCUAACGACGGAGAUUUGGGCUACGCACUCCACCUGUUCGAUACAUUGCCUCAUCCGGAUGCUUUCAUUUACAAUACCCUCAUCAGAGGUUACUUGCUACGGAGACAAGCUGCCGACUGCAUCGUUCUCUACUUGCGGAUGUUGCAAGAUUCUGUUUUGCCUAAUAAGUUCACUUUCCCUUGUCUCAUAAGAGCUUGUUCGGUUGAUGGUGCUGUUGAAAAAGGGGCUCAAAUUCAUGCCCACGUCUUCAAAUUCGGGUUUGCUAAUGAUGGCUUUUGUCUGAACAAUUUGAUUCAUAUGUAUGUGGAUUUCAAGGCUUUGGAAAAUGCUCGGAAGGUGUUUAACAAAAUGCCAAGGAGAGAUGUUGUUUCUUGGACUACUUUGAUAAGCGGGUAUGCCCAAUUGGGUCUUGUCGACGCCGCGUUUGAAGUUUUCGAGCGGAUGCCGGAGAGGAAUUCCGUUUCUUGGAAUGCCAUGAUCGCUGCUUACGUGCAGAGCAACCGCUUUCACGAGGCUUUUGCUUUGUUUAAUAGGAUGAGGGCUGAGAAUUUGGCGCUGGAUAAGUUCGUGGCGGCUAGCAUGUUAUCGGCAUGUACUGGGUUAGGAGCUCUCGAGCAAGGCGAGUGGAUACAUAAAUAUAUCCGAAACAAAGGGAUCGAACUUGACCCGAAGCUUGCUACAACCAUUAUUGAUAUGUACUGCAAAUGUGGGUGCUUGGAGAAAGCUUAUGAAACUUUCAAGGGUCUCACUUAUAAGAGUAUUUCUUCAUGGAAUUGCAUGAUUGGGGGCUUUGCAAUGCAUGGAAAAGGAGAAGCUGCCAUUUCCAUUUUCAAGGAUAUGGAAAAACAAGGGAUCGUUCCCGAUAACAUCACCUUCGUAAACAUCCUUAGUGCAUGUUCGCAUUCAGGGUUAGUUGAGGAAGGUCGCUAUUAUUUCCAGUACAUGACUCGAGUUCACCGAAUUGAACCCAUGAUGGAGCAUUAUGGAUGCAUGGUUGAUUUGCUUGGAAGGGCUGGAUUACUAGAUGAAGCCAAAAAGCUAAUUGAUCAAAUGCCAAUGACUCCUGAUGUAGGUGUACUAGGUGCUCUUUUCGGCGCGUGUAGGAUCCACGGAAACUUCGAGUUAGGUGAACAAGUGGGCAAGAGAGUCAUUGAACUGGAACCGAACAACAGCGGACGCUACGUAUUAUUAGCGAACUUAUAUGUCAAAGCCGGCCGAUAUGAAGAUAUGGCUAACGUGAGGAGAAUGAUGAAUGAGAGGGGAGUGAAGAAAGUCCCUGGCUUCUCUGUCAUUGAAUUAGAAGGUGAAGUUAAUGAAUUCAUAGCAGGAGGAAGAGACCAUCCCGAAAGCAAAGAGAUAUACGCCAAACUCGAUGAGAUGCUGGACCGUAUUCGAGCCAUUGGGUACGUUCCUUGCGGUGCUGAGGGAGUGGUAGAAGAGCUUGAUGAAGAGGAAGAAAAGGAGAAUCCUUUGAACUAUCAUAGUGAGAAGCUUGCCAUUGCCUUCGGUUUGUUGAAAACAAAAGCAGGGGACACUUUCAGGAUAACUAAAAAUCUUCGAGUUUGCAGAGAUUGCCACCAUGCUAGCAAACUUAUCUCAAAGGUUUUUGAUCGUGAGAUCGUUGUUAGGGACCGGAAUCGGUUUCACCAUUUCAAAGAUGGGGAGUGUUCCUGCAAGGAUUACUGGUAGUACUAGGUGGUGUGCUUGUGGCUGUUAACUUGGGUGUUAACAGUGUGUGUAUAUAUAUAUUGUAUCAAUCUGAUUCGAUCUAGCCGAUAACUUAUGUGUUAAAAAAACUCAUUUGAAUUUUAUGUGGAGUAUUAUAUAUAUAUAUAUAUCAAUUUUCACGUA